Messenger RNA from Lactuca saligna, 585 nucleotides. Lineage: Eukaryota; Viridiplantae; Streptophyta; Magnoliopsida; Asterales; Asteraceae. The record is from the annotation of a GenBank genome assembly.
AUGUCCUUGUGUGGCCUUUAUCGGGGUAAGAUUUGUCACCAAGAGUUAUACCUUGUAGAGACUCUUCCCCCCACCGUAUCUAAAAAAUGUAUACAUGAGCUUGCUGGAUUGCUCCCGGCGGAAAGGGGAAAUGUUGGCUCUAGCGGACUUGCCUUGUCUUCCCAAUCGGCUGUUGGGGCUACUUUCCCAGCCCAUUCUUCGGCCUCUGCUUCUGCUGAUAUUCUUGUGGCAAGUCAAGCAAGAAAAUUACUACUCCUAUCAGAAAAAAAUGAAGUGUGCGUGUUUAUUGCUGUUCUUGGUGAUGGGUUUGAUAUGGCCGAGCGGAAAGUAGCAGUGGUGCCCACUUCUUCAGAGACAUUGCCUUCUCUGUUUGUUGACUCGCUUACGGCUGAUCUCGGUGCAUGCUCUGUCCUUGGAGGUGCAAUGGGCGUUUUAAGAGGCUUUCCUUCAUCAGACACACCUUACAUGGUUGAAAAAAUAAGGACUUCAUCCCAUACCUUGGCUUCCGAAGCUUACGUUCCAGGCUGGGCGGUUACUAAAGACUCAUUACUUUCGAAAGACAUUGCUGCUCAGGAGUGGAGUUAG